AUGUCUGGCCCUACAUCUCGCCUGAGGAAUACAUAUCCUCACACACACCACAUUCACACCCUCUCUCCUACCUUCUUCCUCCCCCGGGCUGCAGCCAUCGAACCCCACGCCGAGGCCAUCGUCCACAUCACCACCAACGGUGCCACCCUCCGCCGCAGCUACGAGGAAUUUGCCGACCGCGCCCGUGGCCUGGCGUACUAUCUCAAGACCCACGGCCACAAGAGAGUCGGCGUGCUCAUGACAAACACCCCGGCCUUCCUCGAGAGCAUCUAUGGCGUCGCUGCCGGAGGGGCUGUCCUCGUGCCGGUGAACUACCGCCUCAAAGAGGACGACAUCAGCUACAUCUUUGAGUUUGCAGAGGUGGACAUCAUCCUGGCCGACUGGGAAUUUGAGGGACUACUGGAUUCCUUCAGGAAAUCGAAUCCAGGGGUCAAAAUUGUCGUGGAUACGGAUACCGAUGCAACAGAAGGCGAACUGUGUGGAGCGUUUGACGAAAUCAUUCUGGAAGGCCUGACCUACGACCGAAAUGCCGGGAGCAAAGGCUGGGCCGACCUCGAAGCACAGGCCGAGGACGAGGACGACAUGCUGGCGAUUCCCUUCACGUCCGGCACAACCUCCCGGCCCAAAGGCGUGGUAUAUACCCACCGAGGCGCAUAUCUGGCUGCUAUGGGUAACGUGAUCGAGAGCGGGCUGAACACGCGCGAAGGACGCUGCAAGUACCUGUGGACUCUGCCCAUGUUCCACGCCAUGGGCUGGACGUUUCCCUGGUCCACCGUCGCCGUCAGGGGCACCAACAUCUGUCUGCGCAAGAUCGACUACCCACUGCUCUGGCGCCUGCUCAAAGAGGAGAAAGUAACACAUUUCAACGCGGCACCCACAGUGAACACCCUCCUCUGCGCCGACGCCCACGCCGAGCGGCUGAAACACCCUUGCCAGGUCACCGUGGCCGCGUCCCCGCCGACGGGCCACCUCUUUGAGCAAAUGACCAACCUCAACCUGCAACCCGUGCACGUUUAUGGUAUGACGGAGACAUAUGGCCCCAUAACCAAAGGCUAUAUUAUGCCCGAAUGGGACGACCUCGACCCCAAGGAAAAGUACAGCCGCAUGGCGCGGCAAGGCCACGGGUUUGUAACCAGCCUGCCUGUGCGCGUGGUCAAGUCAGAUCAGCCUGAGGGGGUGCUUGUGGACGUGGCCAAGGAUGGCAAGGAGAUUGGUGAGAUUGUCUUCUUUGGGAACAUUUGUGCCAAGGGGUACUUUAAGGAUCCUGAGGCGACGAGAAAGCUGUUUGCCGGUGGGGGUCUGCACUCGGGCGAUCUGGCCGUCUGCCAUCCGGACGGCAGCAUCCAGAUUUUGGACAGGGCCAAGGAUAUUAUUAUCUCUGGCGGCGAGAAUAUCUCCUCAGUGGCCCUGGAGAGCGCCCUCGUCAAACACCCAGACAUCCUCGAGGCGGGCGUGGUGGCCGUCGCCGAUUCCCACUGGGGCGAGCGGCCCAAGGCGUACGUGACCGUCAAGCAGGGCAAGUCCGUGACGGGGAAGGACAUUGUGGACUGGGCCAAGCAGCAGAGCCAAAUCUCGAGGUUUAUGGUCCCGAGGGAGGUCGAGGUCAUCGGAGAGCUGCCCAAGACCAGUACUGGCAAGAUUCGCAAGAAUGUUUUGCGGGAGUGGGCCAAGCAUGGACAGCACAGGGAGGAGGCGUGA
Molecule: messenger RNA, 1698 nt
Organism: Cryphonectria parasitica EP155
Lineage: Eukaryota; Fungi; Ascomycota; Sordariomycetes; Diaporthales; Cryphonectriaceae
Exons: 5
Coding region: 1-1698 (565 amino acids)
Source: RefSeq, a predicted model, not a curated record